AUGGGUGAUCCAAACAGCAGUGACUCUUUGAUAGUUCAUUACAAACAGAUGAUUCAUGGCACUGAUACGAUGUUCGAAGAUUGCGAAAUGAUGCUUGGUAGCAAUGAGAUGGCUGAUGACUGUCAGAUAAUUAGUGGUGACACGAUGGGUCAUGGUAGCGAAAUGAUCCUUGAUUACAAGGUGGUCGACAUCCAUGAUAACAAGACGGCUCACGACAGCAACAUGUUCCCUGGUAGCAAGAUGGAUCAUGGUUAUGAGAUGAUCCAAUAUGAUCAAAUGGUCCUCCAUGGUAGUGAGAUGGUUCAAGAUAAUGAGAUGCCUAUUGGUAAUGACACUGAUAAGGUGACACCACCAACUUCGUCAAGGCGCCGAAGAAAGAAGUCCAUGGUCUGGGAGCAUUUCACUAUUGAAGAGUCUGAGGGAUGCACAAAAGCAUGCUGCAACCACUGCAAAGGAAUCUUCGCAUACAGUUCUGGCUCAAAAAUGGCUGGCACUAGCCAUCUGAAGAGGCACAUUACCCUGGGUCAUUGUCCUGUGAUCAAAGGUCAAGAACCUUCAGCAGGAGACACAGACAAUGGUGGUCAGGGUAACAUAGUUAAGCCUUCUAAGAGGAGCCGCACAUGUGCUGGCUAUGGAAAUGCUUCAUUCAAUCCAGACCUUAGUUCAUCAUAUCUGGCGAAGAUGAUCAUUCUGCAUGACUAUCCUCUACAUGUUGUUCAGCAGCCAACCUUCAUAUCCUUUAUUGAGGGCCUGCAGCCCCAUUUCAAGGUGGGGAAUACAGAUGCGAUGGAGGCAGAGGUUUAUGCAAUUUAUCUGAAUGAAAGGGAUAACUUGCUCAAGGAAGUUGGAAAUAUUCCAGGAAGGAUAACUUGCACAAUAUGA
Molecule: messenger RNA, 882 nt
Organism: Panicum virgatum (switchgrass)
Lineage: Eukaryota; Viridiplantae; Streptophyta; Magnoliopsida; Poales; Poaceae
Product: zinc finger BED domain-containing protein RICESLEEPER 2-like
Exons: 1
Coding region: 1-882 (293 amino acids)
Molecular function (GO): DNA binding
Source: RefSeq, a predicted model, not a curated record